AUGAAUGAUCAGAAACCUUAUUUAAUCUUGGAGCAUCCACAUGCACAAAAUCCUGUCUUAAUUUUCAAACAAAAAACAUUGUCUAAUAAAGAAAUAAUAUAUAUUUCUCAUAUUAAGAUUAAGAAUCCAGUUGAAAAUAAUUAGUAAUUAUGUAAUAUACACUUCUUUAGAAGUUUGGCAUUUAAAGUUAUGUCUACAGCUGCAGAACAGAUUAAAUCUUAUCCCUUUGUAGGAAUAUUAAAGAUAGGAGAAAGUAAAACAAUCAAACUGAUAACCAAGGAAACUAGUUUUGAUAGUACCUACUUUUUGUAAUUUUAGAGGCUGUUAAAGUUAGAAUAGUCUCAAUGAAUAUUGAUAAGCCUUAGGAAAUAAAGGAUUAAUAUGAAAUAAUGGAUUAAUUUAAAUUGCUCAAAGAUUAGAUAAAGGAUCUUCCAUCUAUCAUUCUCCAAGUAUAAGAAAUUAUUUAAUCUGAAUCGGUCUCAUAUGUAAUAUCUUAAAAGUACUAAUAGUGAUUUACAGAUUACUUAACCAAGUGAUAGAAGAAUCCCUAUGUUUACUUCACAUGUUUCAUAAAUUUAAAAUGGAGAAAGCACUCCUGCUUCUGCAAUUUUAAAAUCAGUGAUUAGUUAAAGAAAAUAAAAAGAUUCUUUGCAAAUAUCUUAAAACUUUUAAAUGGAAUAAACUAUAAUGAAUUUGUAGGAUCAAUAAUAAGCUCUUAUUAAUGAGACAAGAGAAUUAAAUAAAUAGAUUGUUCUUUUUAAAGCAAAAUAAAAUAUACCAUUUGAAGAUGAAAAAGAUGAUUAAGUCAAAUUUACUAUGUUUUAAUUAAUUGUAAUUGCGUUCAUUAGUCUAUUGAUAGGAUUUUAUAUGCCUGAAUUUUGA
Messenger RNA from Paramecium pentaurelia, 882 nucleotides. The record is from the annotation of a GenBank genome assembly. NCBI's taxonomy places the organism in Eukaryota, Ciliophora, Oligohymenophorea, Peniculida, Parameciidae.